CUCCGCUAGAGUCUGCCGUCAGACUCCUCUCUCUCCUCCGAGCGGCUCCACUGCUUGUGUUUCUCUCUGUCCCCCUCUCAGUCCAUCUGACAGCCCGCCCAGCCGGGACCAUAACAAGACACGGUGAGGUGAGGUGUGGGGGGGUUCUCUAUAACGGAACAAGCCGGUGUUUCUUCCGUGUCCUCCGUUUCCACCGGGGUGCUCCUGUCUCCGGAUUGGGGCUCCGGACUGGCGAGCUGAUGAUGCCUGAUUGAGCUAACCUCCGGACUGUCCUCACAGAGCCGCACAGGCAACAUCGCCACUGGGACUGGGACUGUUAGUGGGACUGCAGGUCAUCACUUGGCAGUUAAUGUUUUGCCACUUCCCUCUGAGGUUGGAGGCCAGUUGGAGCUGGGCGCCGGGUCCUCAGUGGCUGCAGUGAUGCGAGCUUCUGUGGCGGGCUGCAGGAUGAGCUUGGGUGCGCUAAUUAAUGGGUUACUCGUCUCCGUUAUUGCAGCCCUGCUUUGGAAGUACACCAAGCUAAGCGAGCAUGCAGCCUCCCUGGAGGAGGAGUUGCAUAUGACACAGCAGUCCAAGGAGCUCUCUCAGGCCCGCAUCGACUACCAUGUUGCCCUGCAAUCUCUCCAGGAACAUGGCACCCGCAUGGUGUGUACUGGCAAGAUGCACACCGACCGCAUCUGCCGCUUUGACUAUUUGUGCUACUCCUCCGAGGCAGAGGAGUUUGUGUUUUUCCACUCCAACUCCUCUGUCAUGCUGCCUAAUCUUGGAUCUAGGCGCUUUCAACCUGCCCUACUAGAUUUGUCCUCAGUAGAGGAUCACAACACCCAAUAUUUUAACUUUUUAGAACUCCCAGCUGCCGCUUUAAAGUUCAUGCCCAAACCCGUUUUUGUACCAGAUGUGACUCUGAUCCUCAACAGAUUCAAUCCGGAUAAUCUUAUGCACGUUUUCCACGAUGAUCUUCUCCCAGCCUUCUUUACCAUGAAACAGUAUUCUGACUUGGACGAUGAGGCACGUCUCGUGUUCAUGGAAGGCUGGGGUGAAGGGCCACACUUCGACCUCUAUCGACUUCUCAGCAGCAAGCAGCCACUUCUUAAAGAGCAGUUGAGGAACUUUGGAAAGCUAAUGUGUUUCACUAAAUCUUAUGUUGGUUUGUCCAAAAUGACCACCUGGUACCAGUAUGGGUUUGUUCAGCCACAGGGGCCCAAAGCUAACAUUUUGGUUUCAGGGAAUGAGAUCAGACAUUUUGCCAAGGCUUUAAUGGAGAAAAUGAACAUAACAAGGCAGGACGAGGCAGAGAAGGAUGGAGGAAGCUCAGAGCAAGAGAGGGAGAGAGACAAGAAAGAUGAAUACAUCGCUUUGUUUAGUCGCUCGACAACAAGAUUAAUUCUGAAUGAAGCAGAACUAAUAAUGGCCUUAGCCCAGGAGUUCCAGAUGAGAGUGGUUACAGUAUCCCUGGAGGAACAGUCUUUUCCUAGUAUCAUCCAGGUGAUUAGUGCUGCUUCCAUGUUGGUCAGCAUGCAUGGAGCUCAGCUCAUCACCUCAAUGUUCCUCCCCAGAGGUGCAACUGUGGUAGAGUUGUUCCCCUUUGCUGUGAACCCAGAGCAGUAUACUCCAUAUAAAACCCUCGCCACUCUACCAGGCAUGGACCUUCACUACAUAUUUUGGAGGAAUUCUAAGGAGGAAAACACUGUCACCCAUCCAGACAGACCGUGGGAGCAAGGCGGCAUUGCCCACUUAGAAAAAGAUGAGCAGCAGCGCAUCCUGGCAAGUACGGAUGUCCCAAGGCACCUGUGCUGCCGGAACCCGGAAUGGCUUUUCCGGAUCUACCAGGAUACUUUGGUAAACAUUCCGUCAUUUCUCGAGGUCCUCAAAGAUGGCAUGAAGAGUAAGCCUAGCCUGAAGAAAACAAAAACUGCCAGCACAGUUCACCCUGGCCGGGUCAGAGAAGCUCACUGUCAGACAUCAGUACAAACCCCUAAUGAGGCCAAACUCACAGUCUCUUGGCAGAUCCCAUGGAAUCUAAAGUACCUGAAGGUGAGAGAGGUUAAGUACGAGGUAUGGAUCCAGGAGCAGGGGGAAAACACCUACAUGCCUUAUAUCCUUCCUCAACAGAACUACACUUUCUCUGAGAACAUAAAGCCCUUCACUACCUACCUGGUGUGGGUGAGGUGCAUCUUUAACAAGAACCUCUUAGGUCCGUUUGCAGAUGUUCUGACAUGUCGGACCUAAUAAACACAGGGCCACCCUGUCAAUUUCUACAACCUCACUGGAAGGAGCUGCUUGAUUAGAUUUUGAAUAGUCUUGGUAAAUAAAUGGUCUGUCCUGGAUCUUUGCAGUUCAAGGACAGACAAAGGCGAUGUGAAGACUCUCUCCGUCUUCACUGGAGGACUCCUACUACUGGGUGAUGAAAACUGAAAAAGUUUAUUUAUUACACUUUCAAACUCCUCUACUGAUAUUACAAGAACAUAAAUGAGCUGACGUAUUUAUGAGAAGAAUAUUAUGAGAUUUUAGGAUUAGUCUAUACACUGGAUUCUACCUUUUAGAGUAUGCAAUGUAGCUUCUGUGUUGGAGGUGAGAGAUAUUAUAUAUAGAUAAGCAAGGUUUUAACAUUUUUCUGACUUGUCUAAAGUGUGUGUGCAAACGGAUGAUUCCACAAAUGACUCAUAAUAUACACAAUCCAUCCAAAAUCAAACCAACUUGUUCUAUAUACUUAGUUUAUACCUGCUGUGUUUACUUCUAACUUGAAUAAACUUUGUUUCAUCAGUCA
This is a messenger RNA of Gambusia affinis (western mosquitofish), 2767 nucleotides long. It is a transcript of the gene pomgnt2, whose product is annotated as protein O-linked mannose N-acetylglucosaminyltransferase 2 (beta 1,4-). Gene Ontology annotation, cellular component: endoplasmic reticulum. The record is from RefSeq and is a predicted model, not a curated record. The transcript has 2 exons. Gene Ontology annotation, molecular function: protein binding; protein O-acetylglucosaminyltransferase activity. Gene Ontology annotation, biological process: protein O-linked glycosylation via mannose. Bases 421 to 2229 code for a protein of 602 amino acids. Lineage: Eukaryota; Metazoa; Chordata; Actinopteri; Cyprinodontiformes; Poeciliidae.